AUGGUGCAUAAGGAUUUUCCUUAUGCACCCUGCAUAAGGAUUGCUAAUAGGGCCCAUUAAUAGUAGCCCAACAAAUUUUCUGCUUCCUACACCCCAAAAACAGAAAACAAGUAAAACUGGCAAAACAAAACAAACUAUUCAUUUCUUCAACAACCACCUCUCUUUCACCUCUCACCGGAAACCGUCGCCGUUAACCAUCGCCGUCGUUCUUCACCACUGUAUCAAUCGCCAUCAUUUCUCAAGGUCGUCGUUCUCCACCACUGUCUUGAUUUCCCCACCAUCGUCGUUCUUACUAUCGUCGUUCUUCACCUUCCACCACCAUCGGAACACGAGGUCCAUCGGAAACAACCUCCACCACCGGAAACACUAGCCGCCGUUCUUCAUCAACACAAGGUCGUCAUUCUUCACCACCGGAGACACCGUCGUUCACUACACCAGCUCUUCACCACCACCGUCGUCGCCGUUCACUUCCAACACCGUCGUUCACUUCCAACGCCUUCGUUCACUACAACAUCUUCAACAAACAGCAAACAUGUCGAAAUCAAAUCAGGUUAACAAAUCUAACGACGGGGGGCCAAUUCCAAACUUCAGUAUUGGACUUACGCAAUUAGAGCAAGAGCAAGCAUCUGAUGAAGAUAAAGGAAAAAAAAAGGGUAAAAAGAUGGAAAAAAGGGUGAAAAAAACUAAAGAGCUAGAGCCAUUGCCAUCAUUUAGUAUUGGACUAACUCAAAUAGAAGAGGAGGGCAGGAAUGAAGAGGCUAAAAGUUCAGAUAUGGAAAAUGAGGAAAAUGCAAAGCAAAGACUGAGGCAUAAGAUGAGUAUACCUAAGGUAUAUGAUCUUAUGAAUUCAGUAAAUGGCAAACAAAGAAAGGAUGAGAUCAUUAACGUAUUGAAUGAAAGUGGCUUUGGGGGAAUGGUUCAUUUCUGAAUCUGUGUUAAUGCUUCAAAAGAUGUUUAUGAAUUUCGAUGAAUUUGCUCAAAAUUAGGUGUAUGGAAUACUGAAACCAUAAGUAUGGUAUAAUGGUUUUGAUAGUGUACUAGGUAAAACCAUACUUAUGGUGUAAUGGUUUUGAUCAAAAUUAUUAUAGGUACGUGGUUCUAAUGGUUUUCUAAAUAAAAACAAAUGUGAUAAACAGUUAUUUUA
Medicago truncatula (barrel medic) is the source of this 1144-nucleotide messenger RNA. RefSeq lists its product as uncharacterized. Lineage: Eukaryota; Viridiplantae; Streptophyta; Magnoliopsida; Fabales; Fabaceae. The coding region runs from base 533 to 928 and encodes 131 amino acids. The transcript has 3 exons. The record is from RefSeq and is a predicted model, not a curated record.